Molecule: messenger RNA, 788 nt
Organism: Diospyros lotus (date-plum)
Lineage: Eukaryota; Viridiplantae; Streptophyta; Magnoliopsida; Ericales; Ebenaceae
Product: auxin-repressed 12.5 kDa protein-like
Exons: 3
Coding region: 125-487 (120 amino acids)
Source: RefSeq, a predicted model, not a curated record
UAAGAAACCAUCUGGAUGGAGAAUUUCCGAGCAGCGACCCUUGCAUUUAUAAGGAGGUAAGGCACCAUAUCCAUUGACGCACAGAAACAAAGAAGGAAAUAAAGGAGAAAGCGAGAGAGAGAAGAUGGUCUUGUUAGAGAAGCUUUGGGACGAUGUCUUGGCCGGACCUCACCCCGACCGUGGCCUUGGCAAGCUCCGGAAGAUCAAAAGCACCAAGCCCCUUGGAUCCAAAGAUGGCGAAGGAGAAAGCAGCAGCAGGUAUCAGAGGUCCCUGUCGCAUCCGGAGACUCCGCCUACUCCGUCGACGCCGACCUCGCUGUCGCCGACGGGAGCGCGUAGGGACAACGUGUGGAGGAGCGUGUUCAAUCCGGGAAGCAACCUCGCCACCAAGGGCAUUGGCGCCGAGGUCUUCGACAAGCCAAACCCUAACUCUCCCACUGUUUAUGACUGGCUCUACAGCGAGGAGACCAGGAGCAAGCAUCGUUGAGGCGGACGGUCACCGGAGGGUGCAUGUAAAUAGUGUCCUUCCCUUGUUUACUGUCUGCCACGCGUUACUGUCGUCGCAAUCGUACUCGUAUUGUGGUUGAUGUCCUAAUUAGGUUUGGGAGUUUACUAAACAUGCUUUCAAGUGGAGUUUUGCUAAGCUGUUAGCCACUGGAGCGGUUAAUCAUGGGCACGAGUUCUUCUUGUCUUUGUAUGAUCUACCGUGGACGGUGGUGAUUGCAUGAUUUGCAUCCUAAUUCCUAUUAUUAUUAAAUAAUAAAAGGGCAGUGUAUUUGUUCUUCUUA